This is a messenger RNA of Stylonychia lemnae, 237 nucleotides long. NCBI's taxonomy places the organism in Eukaryota, Ciliophora, Spirotrichea, Sporadotrichida, Oxytrichidae. The record is from the annotation of a GenBank genome assembly.
AUGGGUCACAACUUUAAAGCUUUAAGACACAACUUUAACCAAUACUUCAAUGUUUUCUACGAUUACUUCCUUAGAGCCAUUUACUGGGGGUCAGUUCCAGCCAUUGUCCUUUAUGGUCUCCUCUCAAAGCCAUACAGCCCCCUUCUUUUAGCUAUGUGGGCUUAACUUACAGGUGCAGAAGAAUAAUAAGACAUGUACGGUAUGCCCCCACAAGGAGGAGCUCCAGGAUACUAUUGA